This is a messenger RNA of Cryptomeria japonica (Japanese cedar), 393 nucleotides long. RefSeq names its product cell number regulator 2-like. The coding region runs from base 1 to 393 and encodes 130 amino acids. Lineage: Eukaryota; Viridiplantae; Streptophyta; Pinopsida; Cupressales; Cupressaceae. The record is from RefSeq and is a predicted model, not a curated record. The transcript is spliced from 4 exons.
AUGAAGUGGUCAACUGGUCUCUGUGGAUGCUUCGAAGAUUGCUCUACUUGUUGUGUAACAACUUUCCUACCAUGUGUUACGUUUGGACGGGUGGCUGAGCAUGCAGAGAACGAGGGUUCUGGUCCUGGCUGUUUUGCACAAGGAUUUCUGUACGUUCUUUUUAGCAUUCUUGGAGUGCCAUGCCUGUACACGUGCGGAUAUAGGAAGAAACUAAGGCUGAAAUAUGGUCUGCCAGAUGAACCAUGUGGAGAUUGUGUUGUGCAUUUGUGCUGUGAUUGUUGUGCACUCUCUCAAGAAGCCAGGGAAAUCAAGAUUAGAAUGGCCAAUACACCUAAAGGGUGGGCUAGCAGGGCGAUGGCUGCUCCCCAUGCGGUUAAAGGCAUGUUCAAAUAA